This is a messenger RNA of Rhinolophus ferrumequinum (greater horseshoe bat), 1608 nucleotides long. Its product is annotated as probable histone-lysine N-methyltransferase PRDM7. Gene Ontology annotation, molecular function: histone H3K4 methyltransferase activity; histone H3K36 methyltransferase activity; protein binding. Lineage: Eukaryota; Metazoa; Chordata; Mammalia; Chiroptera; Rhinolophidae. Gene Ontology annotation, cellular component: nucleus. Gene Ontology annotation, biological process: regulation of DNA-templated transcription; positive regulation of reciprocal meiotic recombination. The record is from RefSeq and is a predicted model, not a curated record.
AUGAAGGGCCAGGAACCUGGAGCUCCAAUGUCCGAUGGCAGGAAAAGGCACCUUGGCCCGUACCAGCCUCUGAGCCAGAACGGGGUCCCCCAGUGGUCCCAGCACCAUGAGCCCUGGCAGGUCCCCAGAGGAGAGCCCGGAAAGAAACACAAGGAGAAGAGGGUGGAAGCCCAAGGUGAGAAGUGGGGGAGGCCACGCCAGCCUGCAAGCGGGGCCUGUGGGAAGGAUGGGGAGAGGGGCCUGGCCAACGAUGAUGUCAGAGACAUUUCCAUGUACUUCUCCAAGGAAGAAUGGACAGCGAUGGGAGACUGGGAGAAAACCCGGUACAGAAACGUGAAAAGGAACUACGAGGCAAUGCUUGCUCUAGGUCUCCGAGCCUCUCGACCAGCUUUCAUGUGUCAAACACACAGGCAGGCCAUGAGACCCCAGGCAGAUGACACUGAGGAUUCUGAUGAAGAAUGGACUCCAAGGCGGCAAGUCAAACCUUCUCGGGUGGACUUCAGAGUGGGACAGAGUAAACACCAGAAGGUAACGUCCAGGGCACCAUCAAGGAACAAGCCUAGUUUGAAGGAGUUGUCAGGAACCACAAAUUUGCUGAAGGCAAGUGGCUCAGAGCAGACCCAGUAACCAAUGUCCCUUCCUGGAGAAGCAAAUACCUCUGGACAGCACUCUAGGCAAAAAUCAGGACUCAGGAGGAAGGAGAUUGAAGUGAAGAUAUACAACCUACGGGAAAGAAAGGGCCAUGUGUACGAAGAGGUCAGCGAGCCCCAGGGUGAUGACUACCUGUAUUGUGAGAAGUGUCAGAACUUCUUCAUUGACAGCUGUGCUACUCAUGGGUCCCCUACAUUUGUAAAGGACAGUGUGGUGGAAAAGGGGCAUCCCAACCGCUCAGCCCUCACUCUGCCUCCUGGGCUGAGAAUCAGAGUGUCGGGCAUCUCUGAGGUGGGGCUUGGAGUGUGGAACGAGGUGUCCGAUAUGCCCCUGGGUCUGAACUUUGGCCCCUACGAGGGCCAGAUCACAGAAAAUGAAGAGGCGACCAACAGUGGAUACUCCUGGCUGAUCACCAAAGGGAGAAACUGCUAUCAGUAUGUGGAUGGAAAGGACGAAUCCCAGUCCAACUGGAUGAGGUAUGUGAUCUGUGCCCGGGAUGACGAAGAGCAGAACCUGGUGGCCUUUCAGUAUCACAGGCAGAUUUUCUACCGAACCUGCCAGGUCAUCAGGCCGGGCUGUGAACUGCUGGUCUGGUACGGGGACGAGUACGGCCAGGACUGGGCAUCAAGUGGGGCAGCAAGUGGAAGCAAGAGCUCAGGGCAGGGACAGGACCAGAGCCAGAGAUCCAUCCCUGUCCCUCCUGCUCUCUGGACUUCUCCACUCAGAAAUUCCUCAGCCAGCACGUGGGCCGCAGUCACCCCUCUCAGGUCCUUCCAGCGACAUCAGCAGGGAAGCACCUCCAGUCGGAGGAACCCUGCCCAGAGUAUCAGAGUCAGCAGCAGCAAGGGACUGAUCCACACAGCUGGGAUGACAACGCUGAAGGUCAAGAGGUCAAAGAAAGGUCCAAACCUUUGCUUAAAAGGAUCAGGCAGAGGAGGAUUUCAGGGCCCUUUUUGA